UUAGCACCCGUACCCCGGGGCGGCCGCCGGCUUCGCGGACCCUUUUCUCUGCGGGUCGUGUUUCCGAGCCGAGCACGCGCAGACGGACUCAUUGCGCCGGAAAGGCUGAGACUCCUCAAGAAGGAUGGCCGGGGAAAGCGUCUCGGUACCUCGUCUCGAGGGCGUCUCUGCAGAGAACUUUAGGCAGCACCUUUACCCACAGAGAAAGCCUCUUGUGUUGAAAGGACUUGAUCUGGGGCCAUGUACGAGCAAAUGGACAGUGGAUUACCUGAGCCACGUUGGCGGGACCAGAGAAGUGAAGAUUCACGUGGCCGCAGUUGCACAGAUGGACUUCAUUAGUAAGAACUUUGUAUAUAGAACUUUACCUUUUAACAAGUUGGUCCAAAGGGCAGCUGAAGAAAAGCAUGAAGAAUUCUUUCUUUCAGAGGAUGAGAAAUACUACUUACGGUCACUUGGAGAAGACCCUAGAAAGGAUGUUGCAGAUAUCAGAAAGCAGUUUCCUUUGUUAGAAGGAGAUAUUAAGUUUCCAAAAUUCUUCAAGGAGGAGCAAUUCUUCUCUAGUGUCUUCCGAAUUAGUUCACCUGGAUUACAGCUUUGGACUCACUAUGAUGUGAUGGAUAACUUCUUAAUACAAGUGACAGGAAAAAAGCGUGUUGCACUGUUCAGCCCUCGUGAUGCCCAGUAUUUAUAUUUGUCAGGUUCUAAAUCAGAAGUGCUGAAUAUCGAUAGUCCAGACUUGGCUAAAUAUCCACUAUUCUGCAAGGCAAGAAGGCAUGAAUGUUCCCUUGAAGCCGGUGACGUGUUAUUUAUUCCUGCUCUAUGGUUCCACAAUGUAAUUUCUGAAGAAUUUGGAGUGGGAGUGAAUAUCUUUUGGAAGCACCUUCCAUCUGAAUGCUAUGACAAAACAGAUACCUAUGGAAACAAAGAUCUGAUAGCAGCAUCGCGAGCUGCACAGAUUCUGGACAGAGCCCUGAAAGCGCUGGCUGAGUUGCCAGAGGAAUACAGGGACUUCUAUGCACGGCGGAUGGUCUUACACAUUCAAGACAAAGCCUACAGCACAAACUUUGAGUAAAUAAGGAAGUGAAUUCAGUGAAUAUAAACCUUGUAAUAAAAUUUAGUUCAAAUAGUGGAAGAGAAUAACAGGAUGUAAAUUGAUUUUUAAAAGAUUGAUGCUUUAAAACAGUCUGAGAUUUACAGAUUAAAUAGGCAUGCAGGUGGGUGUUUGUGUGGUUUCUGCUCCCUGCAGAUUAAGAAUUAAAGAAUGCUAUGCUGGGACCAGUUAGUCUUAAGAUGCAAAUAACAAAAUUCAAUUUAAAAUGACUUAAACAAUAAAAUACAUUGAACCACAGUCUACAAAGUCUGCUGGUUGAGUGGGCUUCAGUGUUUUUCAAUCCUGUGGCUCAGUAACGUCACCAGAAACUUGGGGUUUUACCCAUUCUUCCCCACAGCUUUGGCAUCCAAGGCCAGCUGCCCUCGUGGUCAUGGAUGGUGGCCAGUAGCAGUCCGGGCCUUGCACCUCUUCAUUUGCAUGCAGCACAAGAGCCUGGCUGUGUUCCAGGGCCCUGGCUUGCUAUGAGAACACUUUCCCAGGAUUGCUACCAAAUCUUCAGGACCCGUUGCUGUCAAGGGUUAGACAUGCCAGCCCUGAGCCGGGCAUUGGCAGAGGGUCUGAAAUGCCCCAAGGCCAGUCAGGCCUGUGGGUACUGGGGCACUAGGAGUGAAUGCCUGUCUUGAGACACAUGAGUAGAGCAGAGGGCAGAGUGGGUUUUAAAAUCAGGGUUCUGACAGCAAAGGAAAAAGUGUGGGCAACUAAGUCUUGUUGCCUCCACUUGCCUGUAAUCAAUCUUUUGAGGCAGGUUUAAAGAACGCAGAUGCCAGGUCCAAUCAUGUAGACUAAGAGUAGGUGCCGGUUUUGGUAUAAGCAUCUAACACCUCCCAGAAUGGGUGCAGUCAGGACUGAGAAUCACUGGAUGGUAGUGAUUUGUUUGGUUAGUUUUGUGAUUUGUCCAAAGCAAAUGUUUGCUCUGUCCUGGUUUUUCCUGCUACUCAAGAUGUCAGGUCUACUGCUAUUAGAAAAUAAGUCAAUUGUAGUAUAUAUACCCACGUCUAAAUUGUAGCCUAGUCUUCCCCAUGAAAUACUUUAUCAUCUAUUCCCUUUUAAAAUGAAUUUUAGGUUUAAGAAAGAAUGAGAGAAAAAAAUGAGAGCCUAAUAAACUUGUCUUGAAGAUAG
This is a messenger RNA of Fukomys damarensis (Damara mole-rat), 2230 nucleotides long. RefSeq names its product tRNA-yW synthesizing protein 5 (gene Tyw5). Gene Ontology annotation, biological process: wybutosine biosynthetic process. The transcript is spliced from 8 exons. The record is from RefSeq and is a predicted model, not a curated record. Lineage: Eukaryota; Metazoa; Chordata; Mammalia; Rodentia; Bathyergidae. Gene Ontology annotation, molecular function: tRNA binding; 2-oxoglutarate-dependent dioxygenase activity. Bases 125 to 1072 code for a protein of 315 amino acids.